This is a messenger RNA of Aspergillus heteromorphus CBS 117.55, 663 nucleotides long. RefSeq lists its product as uncharacterized. Lineage: Eukaryota; Fungi; Ascomycota; Eurotiomycetes; Eurotiales; Aspergillaceae. The transcript has a single exon. The coding region runs from base 97 to 468 and encodes 123 amino acids. The record is from RefSeq and is a predicted model, not a curated record.
GUAGUUUUAAGCAAGUAUGAUUUCCCAGGUACGGUACUCCGUACUCCGUAGAUACUCCGGACCUUGCUGCUUCAUACGCACUUACAUCAUAGGUACAUGCCGUGGUUGACCUUGCGUCCAAACGUCCCACUCCCACGCACCAGGCACCAGGCACCAGGCACCUGUGUGGCCAGCGUCCCACUCACCAAGCCUCCAAGAGUCCAAGGGACGGGACUCCAACCCCAGCGGUGGAGUCCCGGUCUCAUAGUCACUCAGCAGUGCGCCAGUCCAAGGUCAGUGCCGCCCGCCACUGCCAUGGCAGACAAAGUCAGACUGGCGGUGGCUCAGCGCAGCAAGAGUGAUUGGCCAGUGGCAAGACUGCGGCAAAAUUUUAUUUGUCUGUCAUUCGGGAUAUACUUUUGGAAUAAUAAUAAUCAGGGGGAGGAUAAUCAUCGGACUAUCGGACGCUCCAGCAAAGGUUUGGUCUAGUCGAACGCCUCUCAGGGUAGCAAGCAAACCAGCGAGUCAGCGACAUCCUCCAGCCCUCGAUAGUCAAUCAAUGCAGAGAAAGCAAAUGAUGAUCAGCAGUUGGAGUCGAGGGGAGCGACUGGGUGAAGAAGUACCUGAAUGCAUGCGAGCCAAGAGAAACAUGGAGGGAGGUUGUGCAGUCGCCAUUCUGCCAGU